GCGCACAGUCACACACACACACACACACUCCAUCCUGUCCAGCGCUGGGAAUCAUGAGCGGCACAGCUGCUGACCUUCUCAUCAUCUAUGAGGCCGAGACGGAGCAGUGGGCGUCCUACAUGCGCUCCGUGCUCGUCGGCCCUGUUGCCGAUGAGGGCAUCUGUUGCUACGACAUCGCCACGGUGACCGGCAGGAAGAGCCAGGAGGACUUCCUGUGCCUGGUGCAGUACCGCUGCAAGCUGCUCAUCCUGUCGCGCGGGCUGCUGGAGGCGCUCUGCCCGCUGCGGCGCUUCUUUCUGGCGCGUGUACUGACGCCUCCCAGCCAGGUGGUGGUGCUGCUGUGCGGCGUGCCCAGCCUGGCGCCGCUCCUGGAACAGGUGCCCCUGCAGGGGGACGUCUACCUGCAGAUCUCCAGCGAGCAGGAGGCCCACGAGUACACGGCCACCGUGGCCGACAUUGUACGCAAAGGUGGACAGGUCACAUCCAUGGAGCCCGUCUCCCGUAGGGCAUCUGGACCCGACGCCAGGCUGGAGAAGAAGCUCUCUGCUGGGGGAGCCGUUGCAGCCAAAGCCCCCCUGCUGCUGGUACCCUCCAGAGUGCCUUGUGAGGCCCCAGGUGAGGUGUACCUGCUGCUGCAGGAGUCUGUGCCCUGUAGGGAGGCUGAGGUGGAGUUCACCGCAGGAAUGCACAAAGUCCGAGUCAAGACCACCAGCUGGAACGACAACACACUUAGUGUCAAUCCACCAGAGUUUCCUGCUGGUAGUGUGGGCGUUACCCUCUACUGCGGGGGCGUGGCUAAAGGGAAGGCCCACCUCCAGUAUUACAGCAGCUUGGGGGAGGUGGCCAAACUCCUGACCAGAGCAGCAGACCCAGUGGACUUCAUGUGCCAGGCGUUCCAGGUGUGCUCCGUAGAGCAGCUGGACGAGACGCUGGCCGGGUGUCUGAUACAGAAACUGCCCACCAGGGGACUCAGGGAACUGCAGUGGGACCAGCAACCUGAGGCUGGAGCCUCCGGCUGCUCCAGGGAGGACAUCCCCACACUGCUGCACUUUGUGGCCCAGCACGGGUUGCGUGACUUGGGCAGUGUGCUGCUGCAGUGCCCUGGGGCCCAGAGGGCCCUCCACACCCCCAACCGCCACGGCCAGACUCCCCUGGACCUCGCCCAGGCCAACGGACACACGCAGCUUCAUAUACUGCUCCAGGGGGCGCUAAAUGUCCAGAGCGGAGAGGAAGGUGAAGACUCCAGUGUGUAUGAGAUGAUGAGCACUGCGGGCAAACCCAAGUCCAGCCCCCCCGAUGACGCCCAUCAGGCUGGCAAGGAUGAGGACCAGGAGGAGGAGGAAGAAGAGGACCCGUACGCACCGCUCGGGGUGAACAACGAAGAAUACGACACCAUCCUCAGCCCCAGCAACUCUGUGGUGAUCGCCAACCGACCCCCGGCACCCACACCUCGCCCCGAAACCAUCCCCACCAAAGAGGACCGCACCCCCUACAUAGCACAAGUGUUCCAGAAGAAAAUGUCCCAACCAGAUGCUGGAACUCUCUACUCCCUCCCGCUGAAACAAGUGCGUGAGCGUGAGAGCAUCUCGUCCACCUACGACACGUUCGUGGCGAGCCACAGCCCCCCUGGGCUGGACGAGCUCAUCUCGCUGCAGCAGCAAGUCAAACUGGGCACGCUCAGUGUAGACGACGCCCUCGACAGGUUCAGCCAAUGGCAGCGUCUGCAGAAGGGGGUGGACAGCGUUCAACAGGAGAAACUUCGUCAGAUGCGAGCCAGCCUCAUAAACUACCGAGAGGACGAUGACAGCGUCUAUGAUAAAAUCAACAUCAUACAUCACACACCAAAUGUGGCGGUGAAGGACUGCAGAAGGGGUAGCCAGCCUGUGGAGAGUGACUUCUACAGCAAACCACUCAAAGGCCAGCCGUCCAAUUUGUUCUGGAAGGCUGAUAAACGAUGAAGAGACACGGAAGCUUUGCUGUCAAUGAUGUCUCUCUACGCGUCAGAGGGAAGGCUUGCCAUGUGUGGCUCUUUGAUAGUUUCAGUACAGUUCUUGUUCUAUAUUUUUCACCCCAAACGUUUCAUUUAUACAUGCAUCUUUUAAAAUAUAAUUUCAAAGGAGAAUAUAAUCCUAAACAGUAAUUUAUUUUUGACACAUUUUGUUCUCUGGAGAUUAAAGUAAGAAAUAUCCCUGAUGUCUGCAAUAUAUAGUUAUUCUGAUUAUGAAUUAUUCUGUGAAAACACUAUAUGUAAAUAAGUCAAUAAUCACAGUGGAUGUAAUUAUACAC
Molecule: messenger RNA, 2286 nt
Organism: Alosa sapidissima (American shad)
Lineage: Eukaryota; Metazoa; Chordata; Actinopteri; Clupeiformes; Clupeidae
Product: B-cell scaffold protein with ankyrin repeats-like
Exons: 16
Coding region: 54-1958 (634 amino acids)
Biological process (GO): negative regulation of B cell activation; B cell activation; negative regulation of phosphatidylinositol 3-kinase/protein kinase B signal transduction
Molecular function (GO): signaling receptor binding; protein tyrosine kinase binding
Source: RefSeq, a predicted model, not a curated record